GGGGACGUCCGGAAUGUCACCCAGAAACACAUACAGGAGUGGGGCCCCUUUGACCUGGUGAUUGGGGGGAGCCCCUGCAACGACCUCUCCAUCGUCAACCCAGCCCGGAAGGGGCUCUACGAGGGCACCGGGCGACUCUUCUUCGAGUUUUACCGCCUGCUGCACGAAGCCCGGCCCAAGGAGGGCGAUGACCGGCCCUUCUUCUGGCUCUUCGAAAACGUGGUGGCCAUGGGGGUGAGCGACAAGAGGGACAUCUCCCGCUUCCUGGAGUCCAACCCCGUCAUGAUUGAUGCCAAAGAAGUGUCUGCAGCGCACAGGGCACGGUACUUCUGGGGGAACCUUCCUGGGAUGAACAGGCCACUCGCGUCCACAGUCAAUGAUAAGCUGGAGCUGCAGGAGUGCCUGGAGCACGGCAGGAUAGCCAAGUUCAGCAAAGUGCGAACCAUCACCACUCGCUCCAACUCCAUCAAGCAGGGCAAGGACCAGCACUUCCCCGUCUUCAUGAACGAGAAGGAGGACAUCCUGUGGUGCACGGAGAUGGAGAGGUACCGCGGCUGGCCGAGGGCUCUCUGUGGGGCUGCCUGCGCGCGGCGCGGGGCAG
Messenger RNA from Tauraco erythrolophus (red-crested turaco), 601 nucleotides. Lineage: Eukaryota; Metazoa; Chordata; Aves; Musophagiformes; Musophagidae. The record is from RefSeq and is a predicted model, not a curated record.